CAAAAAUGAUGAUCAUUGAAUAAAUUGUGAUUUCCGCUGUUUCAAAUUUGGCUUGCAGUUAAUUAUGGGCACUUAAUUGUUGUUUUGCAGUUCGGUAUUUUUAAUUUUGUCCUUUUCAUCUGCUUCAAUAUGUUUUCUGGGUUUGAUUGUUUAGUGGUUUCAUUGCGUAAUUUGAAAUGGGUGAUUUUUGGGUGUCUUCUUGUGCAAGGUUUCCUGAAUUAUGAACCUUUGAGAUUGCAAUUUGUGGGUAUUAAGGGAAUUAGGGAUUUUGAGGGAUUGAGUUUAUUUGGGAUUCCUAUGAACUUGUUAAUUUGUUUUGUAGUCUAUACAUAGAAGUAUAGAACUUUAGGUUGGGGAGGUUUCUUCUUAGUGCUUGGGAUUGUGUGCAUGGUACGCCCAAGUGUAUAAUCGACUUUGUCUCAAUUCGUCACAGUAAACCAUGAUGAGUAGACACCUGGUUUGUUUAUAGUUGUUUGUAGAUAGAAAUUAGUUCCGUGUUCGAAUUGAUGCACGUAGAAGUACAAAAAGGGUUAUGCAGUUGGAGGUAAUUGCUGAUGCGCUCUUGCCCAUGGGGUGGCACUUUGUCGAUCCCUUUUCCUCUAAAAUUAUGGUGCUGCAUCAAAAUGUUAUUACUGUUCCUGUUAUAUGGAGGGGAAAGAAGUUUGAGGUAAAAAUUAAUCCAGAGGCCUCUCUCAAGGAGUUGGGGGAGGAACUGCAGACCUUGACUGAUGUUAAAGCUGAUACAAUUAGAUUGAUUAUUUCUCUGCCUUCCACCAAAAGCUCGAAAUUGUUGAUGCCUUUCUCUGACGAGCAUUGCAGUCUAAGCCUACGAGAUACUGGAAUCGUAGAGGGGAAGCCGUUAAGAAUGAUGGGAGUCUCCAAAGAUGAGAUUGAUAAUGUUCUUAAAGAUGCUGAAGCAAACCUAAGAAUUGCUGGAUUUGAGGAAGAGGAAAAGAGGAUGAAACAACGGAUGUCCAGGGGAUCCCAUUCCUCAUUGAAACUCCCGCAAGGACCUUACAUCUUCUGCAAUUUUCGUACACUUGAACUGCCUGGAGUUGUGUUAAAUCCUCCUCCCUCGGAGGCUAUGAAGAGAAUGCAUAUGCUUGCAGCUGACCCAGGAAUUGUUGCCAUCAUGAACAAGUAUCGUUGGCGAGUGGGGAUCAUGACAGAGAUGGCGCCUGUUGGUUAUGUUGGUGUUAGCCCGAGAUGUGUUCUUGGUUUAAACAAGAAUCAAGGGGAGGAAAUAUCUCUUCGUCUACGCACUGAUGAUCUAAAGGGUUUCAGGAAAUAUCAAAGUAUCAAGAAAACUUUGUUGCACGAACUUGCUCACACGGUCUACUCUGAACAUGAUGCAAACUUUUAUGCUCUUGAUAAACAGCUGAAUCAAGAAGCUUUCACUUUAGACUGGACAAAAUCAAGGAGUCAUACCUUGGCUGAUUCUCGAUUUUCUGGGCAUGAUGAUAUGGAUGUGGACUUUGAUUUGGAUAGCAAUUUGCCUCACAAGCUUGGAGGAGAAGCUUCUCUUAUGUCUGCUGGUGCUCGUGUGGCUUCUGUGGCUGCAGCCUUUCAUCGUUUGACAGAUUCUUCUUCCAUUUAUCAUGGAUCUGCAAAUGGGCAGCAAAAUUCUAAUGAUUAUACAGGUGAUGCUCCUGGGAUCCCAAGCCCAGUUGAUACCUUGAAUAAGGAAGAGUUGUUUAUUUGGAAUCAACAUAAUGAUUAUUCUCAUCAAGAUGAGCUGGAACCUGAUCCUGAUAAUUCUGAGGCAAGAGGAACUGUGAAUUCAGAGCCUUAUACUGAAAUGUUGGUAGGGAUACCUAUGGUGAAGUCCAACCCUGAUGAUACUAGACUGGAAGCAGUUGUCUCCCAAUCUACUGCAAGGAGAAGCUUUGAUAAUGCAAAUCCACGUGAUGAGCCUGAUCCUGAUGAUUCAGAAGUUACUGAAAAAGGAGUGGCUGCUUCUACUGUUUCCCUCACGUCAAUGCAGAUAGAUAACAAUGAAAAUAGGAUACUGGGGAGUAAUGAUGAACCUGAUCCAGAUGAUUCUGAAGGACAACAUGAUUUAGGGAAUGUCAUAACACCUAAUCAAUCACAACUAAUCCAGGUUCAUAUGGAACCAGAUCCAGAUGAUUGUCUAAAAAACAUUACAGGGCAAACCCAACCUGAAUCUGAUGAUAAGGUUGACCAUCUGUUGCAACCUUUAGAAGUCACGGCUGAUGAGCCAGAUCCAGAUGAUGAAUUAAGGAGGAUCCAAGACCCUGCAGCUGUAUUUUUCAAUCGACUUAACAAAGCCAUUGAGUUGCUGCGUACUGAACUGAACCCCUUGGAGGCUGUGGCAGUCCUACAGACUCUGUUUAAAAUAAUCAGAAAUGUAUCUGAAAAUCCUAAUGAAAUGAAGUACAAAAAACUUCGCAAGGCCAAUCCUGUUUUCCAAAGGAACGUCGCAUAUCAUGAAGCUGCCAUGGAAGUUCUCAAAGUGGUUGGUUUCAGUGAAGAAGUUGUCACUGAUGAAAUGGGGAAGGCUGAAAGUUACCUGGUGUUGAAAAGGAAUGAUCCAGGUUUGCUGUGGCUUGCAAAAUCAUCUCUUGAGACUAGCAUUGCUAAGUAAUUGUUGAGCGACGUGCCUACAUGUACACUUGUAACAAGUUCCAAAACUGUCAAGUGUUUGUGCAAAUAUCCUGCUUGCAUGUUCUUGUACAUUUGAUCUAUUAACAAGUUAAGCUAUAUGUACCUGUAAUUUGUUCACUAUUGAUUUCACAUAUAGUUGCUUGCCCCCUAUCAGAGUUUCUUCUGAGUCUUAUUGUAACCGAUGCAACACUGAGUAUGUAAGAUGCCUAGUCUUUGAAUAAAAGAUGUUUAUUUGGUUGGUGACUUA
Chenopodium quinoa (quinoa) is the source of this 2872-nucleotide messenger RNA. RefSeq lists its product as uncharacterized. NCBI's taxonomy places the organism in Eukaryota, Viridiplantae, Streptophyta, Magnoliopsida, Caryophyllales, Amaranthaceae. The transcript is spliced from 11 exons. The coding region runs from base 533 to 2605 and encodes 690 amino acids. The record is from RefSeq and is a predicted model, not a curated record.